This is a messenger RNA of Guyanagaster necrorhizus, 534 nucleotides long. RefSeq lists its product as uncharacterized. The record is from RefSeq and is a predicted model, not a curated record. The transcript is spliced from 4 exons. Lineage: Eukaryota; Fungi; Basidiomycota; Agaricomycetes; Agaricales; Physalacriaceae. Bases 1 to 534 code for a protein of 177 amino acids.
AUGUCUCUACUAUUGGGGAGUUCAAGAUUACUAGGUGUGUGCGGAUACACCGCAUUUGUAAAACGUAUUUCCACUUGGUUUCUCGGCCAUCGCCAGCCCGUUGGCGCCAUGAUAUUUGCGUGGUUAGACAAAUAUCACCCGAGAAGUGCAUUCAUUGCCGCCCAGGAAUUAAUGACUAUAAUCCCGAUUAAACUAUCUAUUAAGACGCUCCGUUUGAUACGGACGACGCAUUCAAGUCUCCCGGCUGGCGUUACACUGGUAAGGUCCGGCAUGCCCCCUCCUUUUCGACUCUUUGGGCCCCUUCGUAUACUCACCCUUCACCCAAGAAUAUUUCUUGCCAGCGCGGGCUCUGCGGGGUACAUCCCCGGUGUCCUAGCUCACGUUGUCCUAGAGUUCGCUGCGCAUUCGGAUAUGCGGUAUAGAUUUCAGUCGUGUAUGCACCUCCGGGUAUCAGCAAUCACGAUGAUACAAGGAGGCGGUAACGACAGUGGGAGGGCCCAGAAAUCCUGGGACCCUUCAAGCCGGUUCGACUAG